AUGGUAUAUAAGCGGCGCGGAACGGGAAGUGAUGGCAUGCGCAUGCGCGGGUCACAUAUAAUUCCCUUCCAGCCCUCCUCUGUUGUCAGUUGCUAUCAGAUUGCCAAGAUGAGAGGGCUCCCCAGCAACGCGCUGCUGUGGGCCUUGCUGCUUGGCCUGCUGGUUGUGUACGAGACUCGCGCUAAACUCGGCUCAGUGCAAGAACCCGGAGUGGAAAGGCUACGCUCCGAGGCAGAAAAGUCCCCCCUGUCAAAACCCGGCAAAGAAAAUGGACCUCAAAGCUACGCCACGAAACUUCGGAGGACGCUGAGGGAAACAGCUGCCGACGCCGGUGCCAACUCUGCCAAGAAAAGACUGCAGAAAGCAACGUCAAACAGUGCAGUGAAGCCGAUGAAAAAGGGAACGCCUGCGAAGCUUAAAAAGCCGAGCUCAACGAAGCCUCAGCCUAACAGGGGGAAUAAUGAGAAUCCCGGCAGAAAGAGCACGGUUCCUGCACAAGGAAAUCGUGGCAAUGCAAAUGAAAAGAAGCAAAAUGCAAAGAGACUAAAGGAAGGUGGAAUCAGAGGCAACGCCAAUGAAGACAGAGAUAACAAGAGGCGAAAGGCAUCUAAACCCGGCGAUCGUAGAGAUGACAAAGAUAAGAAAGAAGGGGGAAGUGAUAAUAAGAAUGAAGCUAAAGGCGGUAAAAAGAGAGGAGAUUCUACAGAGGAGAAAGAUGUAAAAAAGAAUGGAAGGAAGCGAGGCAACAAAGAAGGUAAGAAGGACGAGAAACAAGGCAAAAAUGGUAAUGCAGGAAAGGGUCAGAAACAAGAUGCAGGGAAAGGAGGGCCUGGCAAAAGGAGGAAUAACAAAGCAGGCAAAAAGCAAAGCAAAAAUGGCCAGCAAGGAAAUAAGAGAGGAAAUGGUAGGGACCAGAAAUACAAGAGAAAAAAUAAAGGAAAUGGCAAAGAUACCAGAGAUAAAAACAAAAAAGAAAAGGACAAUGAAAGGAAACAAGGCAACAACAGAAACAGUCAAGAAGGGCGCACAAUGGGGAAAGUCCCUGAAAAAAGGAAAAAAGAUGAUGGACCGAAGAGGAACAACAGAUUUAAAUGCGAGGAGAAGAAAAAGUGCACAAAAUUAAAAGGCAGAUAUAAGUGCAAGAGUUCGUACGAGAAGAAAAGAUGCACCAAAAAAGGAGGAAAGGCGAAGCUCAAGUAA
This is a messenger RNA of Penaeus monodon (black tiger shrimp), 1200 nucleotides long. Its product is annotated as cylicin-2-like. NCBI's taxonomy places the organism in Eukaryota, Metazoa, Arthropoda, Malacostraca, Decapoda, Penaeidae. The transcript has 4 exons. Bases 1 to 1200 code for a protein of 399 amino acids. The record is from RefSeq and is a predicted model, not a curated record.